AUCAGAACGAUGUGCAGAGCUGAGCAAGAGCGGCACUGAGGACAAAACUCUCACACACUCUGAGACAACGGCACAUUGUUCACACACACACACACACACACACACACACUCUCUGAUCCACGCCGCUGGACUCUGGACCACCUCAGGAUUCCCUCAGGACCGUUACACGCCAUGCACCUCAGGGGCCAGUCUGAGCGGCAGGGGGCCCCUCAGGUCGGGGCCCCUCGGCGGAGCUCCAGGACCAGGGGGGCGUCGGCGCCGCGUCGCCCGCCGAUGGGAGCCCCAACCUGGGUGAGCCUGCUGCUGGGGGCCCUGCUGGUUCCUGGAACCUGGAGCUUCCUGAACGAGUCAGAGGAGGAGCUGCUGGUGGAGAUGCACAACUUCUACAGAGGACAGGUUUCCCCCAGCGCGUCGGCCAUGAUGCCCCUGAAAUGGGACCCGAACCUGAAGCUGGUAGCGGAGGGCUACGCUGCUAAAUGCGUGUGGAGCCACAACCCGGCGCUGGACGACACGGGGGAGAAUCUGUUUGUGAGCAGCGGGCCUCUGGACCUCCAAGUCGCUCUGGAGAAAUGGUUCCUGGAACAUUUGAACUUCGACUACCAGAACAACAGCUGUGAUGAUGACAAGAUGUGUGGGCACUACACACAGAUGGUUUGGGCCGACACACACCGGGUCGGAUGUGCUUUCCAUCUCUGCAACACGAUGGAGGGGCUGGACUGGGAGAGAGUGUCCUUCCUGGUCUGCAACUACUUCCCAGCGUCAGUCCUGACUCACACACACACACACACACACACAUACACACACACACACACACACACACAGCCGGGUCAGCCAGGAGGGGGUCUUAAUGCUGUCAAUCACAGUCUGCAGAUCUGCUGGAUCAGCUGAAAGGGUCUAGUCAAAGUCCAGACCUAAGGUUGUGGCGUAUCAUACAGAUGGACACGCUGCUCGACUGACUGCCAACAUUUAACGUCUUUUGUUCAAAUUUAUGAAUUGAGAAUAAAUUUAAUUUCAGGUUGCUUAGCAACAAGUCCCUUUGAUCUCCAGCCAUCCUCAAAUCUUUCCGUGUUUCUCCACCCUGUCAGUUCGUUUUGUAUCUCUCAUUUAAAUUUUCAUAAUUUUAACAAGGUGUAGAACCUAACUUCCAGGAGUCACAUGACCUCCGGUUGUCAUGGCAACCCUCAUCAUCCCGAGAGUAAAUCUGCAUGAUGGUCCAAUUCAGAUCAUUACAAUCAGACGUUGUGCGAGAGCUCCCCCUGGUGGACAGAACCCAGAUGAACCGCUGACUGAUCAGAACGUUUCAUGUUUAUGUUGUUUUUAUGUGUGUGUGUGUGUGUGUGUGUGUGUGCGCGCGCGUGUGUGUGUGUGCGUGCGUGCGUGUGUGUGUGUG
Gambusia affinis (western mosquitofish) is the source of this 1390-nucleotide messenger RNA. Its product is annotated as peptidase inhibitor 16. The transcript has 4 exons. Gene Ontology annotation, cellular component: extracellular region. The coding region runs from base 172 to 888 and encodes 238 amino acids. Lineage: Eukaryota; Metazoa; Chordata; Actinopteri; Cyprinodontiformes; Poeciliidae. The record is from RefSeq and is a predicted model, not a curated record.